This is a messenger RNA of Oncorhynchus tshawytscha (Chinook salmon), 3513 nucleotides long. It is a transcript of the gene smad4a, whose product is annotated as SMAD family member 4a. Gene Ontology annotation, cellular component: heteromeric SMAD protein complex. NCBI's taxonomy places the organism in Eukaryota, Metazoa, Chordata, Actinopteri, Salmoniformes, Salmonidae. The transcript has 12 exons. The record is from RefSeq and is a predicted model, not a curated record. Gene Ontology annotation, biological process: SMAD protein signal transduction; anatomical structure morphogenesis; transforming growth factor beta receptor signaling pathway. The coding region runs from base 737 to 2386 and encodes 549 amino acids. Gene Ontology annotation, molecular function: RNA polymerase II cis-regulatory region sequence-specific DNA binding; DNA-binding transcription factor activity, RNA polymerase II-specific; I-SMAD binding.
AACAUGCUCCCCCUGCUGAUAUGAGUAGCACUGGAGCAAUGCACCCCAUUGCACAUUUGUACUGGAGUCGCGAGGGCGUUGCAGGGAGAGAGGGAAUUGUUUAUUUUCGUAGCUAGCGCUUUAGCAUUGUUUACCAGUCAGUAUAUUUCGACCAUUGUUUGUCUUGUUUCGCCACUGGCACAAUUGAGAAACAUCAAAGAGUCGCAGCAUAUCUCAGAAUUAGAAGAUAGUCAAGUAUUGGCUCGAACUUCGAUUCAAAGAACACUGGUUUUGUUGUCGGCGAGCAAGCUAACUAGUUCAACGAUAAUAACAUUUUAGGUUUGCUACGAGAAAGUAUUAGCAUUUUUUUUUUGAAAUGGUAAUUUCAGCUACACUGACUAUUAGCUACAACUUAUCCACACGGGGCACGUCGUUUUUUGAUUUUAAGCGAGCCUACUACUGUAGCUAGCUAGCUAGCGUAUUAUGCUGUUACAUAUGUAAACGUUAACCAUAGCUAUUUAGCCAGUAAGCUGGGUAUUUGCGUUAGCUAACGUUAAAACGAGGAAUUUUAUGCAAAAUAUUUAGCUUUUUCUGUCCUGUACACCCCACCUGUAGAGUGAAGGGGACACAUUCCAUUCUAACCCAGGCAAAAGGUUUCAGAAAAUGUGUUUUUGACUCAUUGAUCUGGAGUGACGACUGAACUGGAAGCCUCCUUAAGAUUGAACUCCAAGUUAUAGAGACUGGAACGGUGAGCAAGAUGUCGAUCACAAACACCCCCACAAGCAAUGACGCUUGUCUGAGCAUCGUGCACAGCCUGAUGUGCCACAGACAGGGUGGAGAGAGCGAGACCUUCGCCAAGCGAGCCAUUGAGAGCCUUGUUAAGAAACUGAAGGAGAAGAAAGAUGAGCUAGAUUCUUUAAUCACAGCCAUCACCACCAACGGAGCUCACCCCAGCAAGUGUGUCACCAUACAGCGCACCCUGGAUGGACGCCUGCAGGUUGCGGGGCGUAAAGGCUUCCCCCAUGUGAUCUAUGCAAGACUGUGGCGGUGGCCUGACCUGCACAAAAAUGAACUGAAGCAUGUGAAAUACUGCCAGUUUGCUUUUGACCUCAAAGCUGACAAUGUGUGUGUUAACCCAUACCACUACGAGAGGGUGGUAUCACCAGGGAUUGACCUUUCAGGACUGACUCUUUCAAGCUCAGGCACACUCAUGGUCAAAGAUGAGUAUGAAUUUGAGAACCAGCCAUCUCACUCCGGCGCGGACAGCCACCAUCAGACCAUCCAGCACCAACCCUCCAGACCGGGGGGUCCCCAGGAGUUCAGCAGCCCGGCCCUGCUCCCUUCCCCCGAGGGCAGCAGCUCAGCCUCCACCUCUGCCUUCUCCAGCCUCGCUGCUGGAGCUUCAACCCAGUCCAGUAGCCUUCUGUCAGGGUGCCAUAUCAGUGAAGGUCUGCGGCAGCUAUCCUCAGGGCCAGGCCCAGCACAGGGACAGAGCUCACAGCAGAACGGCUAUCCCCUGGCACAGAGUGCCACAUACCAUCACAGUGCCACCUCAGGCUGGCUGAGAAACGGGAACUUCUCCCCCUCAGUGCCUCACCACCAGAAUGGGCACCUGCAGCACCACCAACCCAUGCCCAACACCCCACACUACUGGCUCUCGCAUAAUGAGAUUGCAUUCCAGACCCCCAUAUCCAAUCACCCUGCACCUGACUACUGGUGUUCCAUUGCCUACUUUGAAAUGGAUGUUCAGGUUGGGGAGACGUUCAAGGUUCCGGCCAGCUGCCCCACGGUGACUGUGGACGGGUACGUGGAUCCCUCGGGAGGGGACCGCUUCUGCCUGGGUCAGCUCAGCAAUGUCCACAGGACAGAGGCAAUCGAGAGAGCCAGACUUCACAUUGGUAAAGGGGUGCAGUUGGAGUGUAAAGGGGAAGGGGACGUGUGGGUGCGUUGCCUUAGUGAUCAUGCAGUGUUUGUGCAGAGUUAUUACUUGGACAGGGAGGCAGGACGUGCUCCUGGAGAUGCAGUGCACAAGAUCUACCCCAGCGCCUACAUCAAGGUGUUUGACCUGCGCCAGUGCCACAGGCAGAUGCAGCAGCAGGCAGCCACAGCACAGGCGGCAGCCGCAGCACAGGCAGCGGCAGUGGCUGGAAACAUCCCCGGGCCUGGCUCUGUAGGAGGCAUCGCCCCCGCCAUCAGUUUGUCUGCGGCGGCAGGUAUAGGAGUGGACGACCUGCGCAGGCUGUGUAUCCUGAGGAUGAGCUUUGUGAAGGGCUGGGGGCCUGACUACCCCCGGCAGAGCAUCAAGGAGACUCCGUGCUGGAUUGAGAUCCAUCUCCACCGUGCCCUGCAGCUACUGGAUGAGGUGCUGCAUACCAUGCCCAUCGCUGACCCCCAGCCCCUGGACUGAGUUAUAGAACGGCAACACUAACUCGACACAUGCUGGACUGACUGACUGCACAUGCCGCGUAGGCUAGCCAUUUGAACGCUGUCCGGGAUGAGAGAGGGGUGUGAAUUAUUAAUUUUUUCUACCCACUGGCAUCAAAGCCAGACAGGGUUCCUUCUCUGAAGAUACCAGCUCAUGAAUCUGUUUUCUACUUGCCUCAGAAUCAGGAUAUACAGUCAUUACUCAUGGAUGCUUUUCAUUCUGUUCUAUUCAUAUCAUCCUGUUCAUUGACUGACAGAAGGCCAUGACAUGACACUUUAUAUACUGUAUUUGAGUUUCAAUGCUGUUUUUUUUUUAUGGCAUAUUAGCUUAAUUAAGCACUUUAUUGGUUUGCUUUUCAUGUGCUUGUUUUCAGUAUGUUAGCUUAAUUAAGCACUUUAUUGGUUUGCUUUUCAUGUGCUUGUUUUCAGUAUGUUUAGGUAUACAGUGUGAGGAAGGGUAGUUUCCACAAACAUUUCUAGUUUAUCUUAGAAUAUUCAGCUUUUGUAGCGAUGAGUGGGAUCCAGGCCAGAUGGUGUUCACUUCAAUAAUGUUUUCAGAUGCCUCAAUGUCUAGACAGGUGUUCAGUUCAUUAACAUUUUUAUCUCCACUUCAUAUUUCUGUAAUCGUGACUUUGAUGAAUUGACUUGUGGUAACAUUCCUUGGAGAUAAUGGAGGAAAGGUAAGGAAGUCUGAAGCCAUAUUGAUGCCAAAUGAACCCAUAUGAAAGGAAACAGUUCAGAGCACAGUCGUGUGUCAGUAUUGUGAAAGUUGUAAAUAAAUACAUGUUUUUAUGACCAGAUCCUGCAUUGAGAAUAUCAGCAAUUGUGUGGGCCUGGACUACUUGUCACCGGGUUGUUCGAGCCGUGGUAUGAGACAAUAUACCACAGGUAUGAUGCAAAACUACUUGUUUACUGUUCUAAUUAUGUUGGUAACAUGUUUAUAAUAGCAAUGUGGCACUCCAUUUUUGGGCCUUAUUGCUUAAUUAUAUAUUUUUCUGCCUUAUGAGCAUAUGUUUUAAAGUUAGAAAAUGAUAUGUAGGCUAAGGACAGAUGUGAUCCAGUGCUUGUCCUUUACCUUCAUAAUUAAUGGAAAUAAAAUGGUGUAUAAUU